Molecule: messenger RNA, 577 nt
Organism: Uranotaenia lowii
Lineage: Eukaryota; Metazoa; Arthropoda; Insecta; Diptera; Culicidae
Product: histone H2B-like
Exons: 2
Coding region: 1-495 (164 amino acids)
Cellular component (GO): nucleosome
Molecular function (GO): protein heterodimerization activity; DNA binding; structural constituent of chromatin
Source: RefSeq, a predicted model, not a curated record
AUGUUGGCAAUCCAGAGAGGGUCGGUGCUUAUAUACCCUUGGCAACCCUCAGCUCAUGCAGCUGCAACCCAAGUCGGAAUCAUCAGUUUCGUUUCGAUUCUUACCCAAACAACUCAACAAUGGCACCGAAAAACCAGCGGAAAGGCCGCCAAGAAGUCCGGCAAGGCCCAGAAGAACAUCGCCAAGGGAGACAAGAAGAAGAGGAAGGUCCGCAGGAAGGAAUCCUAUGCUAUCUACAUCUUCAAAGUGUUGAAGCAAGUCCACCCUGAUACCGGAAUCUCGUCCAAGGCCAUGAGCAUCAUGAACAGCUUCGUCAACGAUAUCUUCGAACGUAUCGCUGCUGAAUCCUCUCGGCUGGCUCACUACAACAAGCGCUCGACCAUCACAUCCCGCGAAAUCCAGACUGCCGUCCGUCUGCUGCUUCCGGGAGAGUUGGCCAAGCACGCCGUCUCUGAAGGAACCAAGGCUGUCACCAAGUACACCAGCUCCAAGUAAAUUGGCUUUACCGUGAAUGAUUUCCAAACGGCCCUUUUCAGGGCCACUACAUAGUUUGUCAAGAGUCACGUCUCUUUUUGUC